This is a messenger RNA of Melampsora larici-populina 98AG31, 732 nucleotides long. RefSeq lists its product as uncharacterized. Lineage: Eukaryota; Fungi; Basidiomycota; Pucciniomycetes; Pucciniales; Melampsoraceae. The transcript has 4 exons. The record is from RefSeq and is a predicted model, not a curated record. Bases 1 to 732 code for a protein of 243 amino acids.
AUGGGUCAAAACAAAGAUGACGACGAGAUCGAGAUCGAGAAUCCUAGACAAGGGCGAUUGGCUGGUCAACAUGCAGCCCUUCGCCAACAAAUCCGUAAUGAUCCAUCCCAUUGCAAUAUGGAUCAACGUCUUAAUCCAACAGCAACACACUUGAUGGCAGCAAAUCAAGCAAGAAGCACCUUCAUGCAGGCAGCAGCACAAGGCCGUGAAAACUUUGAGGAUUCUCAUCGUGAUCCUAUGCUGGACCAUCAUCGCAGCACUGGAAACUUCAGUAGUGCAUUGGCCGACCCUCGACAAUGCGGAGCUCAAGCUCAAUCCAAAUAUCACCCUGAGUGUGGCAUCCUUCAAUCCGGUUCAGGAUCUAUGACCAACGAUACACCAGUCUGGGAUUUCAACCCACCCAAUCGAUCUCAACCCCGUAAUCCUCAUAUCAUACCGAGUCAGACUUCAAAUGAGCUGCCGAUCAAGAUGUCAACACUUCGAGUCUUUCAUGAGGCCUAUCUACAUGGCCCAAAGGAUAAACCGAGCGCAUCAACUAGCAGAGCUCCGUCAAAACGAACCCCUGAAAAACUCGGAUGGAACUGUGACAAAACUAAAAAGGAAGAUACUGGACCCAAGCAUUACAUCACUGUUGAUUUGAAUCAUUCAUCUCCUCAGAAAGUCAUAGAAUUGAUAGUUACAUCCCUUGACCGAGUACUACCCAAGCUUGCAAAAGUACAACCUUCACAAUAA